UUUUUCCUUCCAUUGUGUAGAAAAUGUGAAGUGACCGUGUAGUAACCGUGUAGAGUGUAUUAUUGACCAUAGUUUUUUGUUUUGAAAACACAUUUUGCUUGCUUUUUAAAUAAAAUAGCAAAAAAAAGCAAAAGAAGUCGUUGUGUGCGUGGUAUUGGAAAAGCAUUCGGAUUAUCCGACAAAACGGAUCAAUUAAAAUAAGAGAAAUCGCGAUACAAUGAUGACGGCCAAGGCUGGGAGCGUGGUGAUGAAUUGCCGUACCUGUACACGAGCCUGCAAGCUAUAUAAAUCGCUCCAAGACGAGAUCGAGAUUGGUACCGAAGGCACCACCACCCUGGCCAACAUGCUGAAGUAUUGCUCGAACCUCUCAUUUGAGCCGGAGGACGGCGAAACGAUGCCGCAGCACAUAUGCCAGAACUGCCUGCAGCUCCUGGAGCAGGCAGUUGCAUUCAAGCGCAUGGUUAUUGAUUCGGACGAACUUCUGCGCCAGGGACUGAAUGAAGCCAACGACGCCUUCGAUGAGUACGUCAUGGUUGAGAUGCUAACCGAUGUGCAGGGGGGCAGCAGCGCCAAACAGGGCUCCUCCACGGACGAGUCGUCGUCCGCUAUGCUAGAGAAUCCUAGCGAACUGCAGCAAGUCGAGGAGGAGUUCGUCAUCGAGGAGGUGGCCGAGCAUGAGGAGCAUGUAGAGGAGGAGGAGGAUGAACAGCUAGCAGCCACAGCCGAGCAUUUAGAGAUGGAGAGCGUCCAUGAGUACCAGCCAGCAGAAAUCGAAUAUGUGACCAUCAAGAAUGAGUUCUGCUCGCUUGACGGCGAUGAGGAUGACAUCGAAGUGAUGGACGAAACGACAGCCGAUAUGCUCGAUGACCAAAUGAUAGUGAUACGCUCCGAAGACGCCCUCCUAGAGGAGAUCGGCGAAGAGGGACUGGACAUCGUAGAGGAGGAAACAGAGGAGCAUUUGACUUGCGAAGAAGAGGAGGUCGAGGCCGAGGAGGCAGACUACCAAGAUGAGUCCCUGGAUUCGAGCCAACAACCCUGCGAGCCGCUACCGUAUGUCUGCAACGAAUGCCACAAGUCUUUCCGCCAACAGUGCCGGUUGAACCAGCACAUGCGUUCCCACAUAAACGAAAAGCUGUACAGAUGCGAGGAGUGCGGCAAGAAGCUGAAGCAUUUGCGCAACUUCAAGGAGCACAUGCUUACCCACACCAAUGUCAAGCCCCACCAGUGCACCAUCUGUGGAAGAUUCUAUCGCACCACAUCUAGCCUGGCCGCCCACAAGCGCACCCAUGCAGAGGAAAAGCCACACAAUUGUGAUCAGUGCGGUCGCGGCUAUGCCGCUUUGGAUCAUCUAAGACGCCACAUGCUCACGCACACUGGAGAGCGACCAUAUGCUUGUGAUUUGUGCAACAAAGCCUACUUUGAUUCCUCAUCGCUGAGGCAGCACAAGGUUAGCCACACCGGCGCCAAGAUGUUCACCUGUGAGAUUUGCGGCGUGGGACUGUCGCAGAAGUCCGGCUACAAGAAGCACCUGCUUGUCCACUCCGGCCAAAAGCCGCACAAGUGCAACAUCUGUGGUCGUGCCUUCACAUUCACCAGCAACCUCAAUGCCCAUGUCCGCUUGCACUCCGGCGAGAAGCCAUUCAAGUGCGAGAUCUGCGGCAAGGCAUUCCCCACCAAGAAGCGACUGAACAGUCACCUGCGCGUCCACAACAAGGAGUCGUGCCACAGUGGCACCACCACCUCCGUUGUCAGCUCUGCGGCAGUGGGCAUGCAUGUGACCAAUGAUCUCAACCACCGUCAUGGCGGUGAAGGAGGAGGAUCCUCUACGGUCAUGCAUUUGGCCGACGUAACUGACCAAAAAGUGUCCAACUCCAAGGUUGUGGUGGUGCUCUAGGCCACGCAGCAGCGGCAGGGACGCUAAGGGGAGGGAUACGACACUACUGGUUUAAGGUUAGCCUAAGAAUAUCUACAAAUAUAUAUAGACUAUAUGUAUAUCAUGUAUAAAACUGCGGAUAGUACUCGUAGAGAAGAAACUGGAAAGGGUAAAAGUAAAAGGUGUAUAUGCACCAGUUUUUGUUUCUGUCAUGAUUCUGCCUUUUAUAUGUAUGUACCCCUUUUAAGUUUCAUUAGUCAUAAAGACGAACAACGUCAACCAUCAAAAUUCGACUAACAAAUAAAAAAAAUAAAAAA
Drosophila miranda is the source of this 2190-nucleotide messenger RNA. Its product is annotated as zinc finger protein 391. Gene Ontology annotation, biological process: regulation of DNA-templated transcription. The transcript has 2 exons. Lineage: Eukaryota; Metazoa; Arthropoda; Insecta; Diptera; Drosophilidae. The coding region runs from base 218 to 1894 and encodes 558 amino acids. The record is from RefSeq and is a predicted model, not a curated record. Gene Ontology annotation, molecular function: RNA polymerase II cis-regulatory region sequence-specific DNA binding; zinc ion binding; DNA-binding transcription factor activity, RNA polymerase II-specific. Gene Ontology annotation, cellular component: nucleus.